This is a messenger RNA of Myxocyprinus asiaticus (Chinese sucker), 5709 nucleotides long. Its product is annotated as ribosomal RNA-processing protein 8. NCBI's taxonomy places the organism in Eukaryota, Metazoa, Chordata, Actinopteri, Cypriniformes, Catostomidae. Bases 91 to 585 code for a protein of 164 amino acids. The transcript is spliced from 4 exons. The record is from RefSeq and is a predicted model, not a curated record.
CAUAUCACUCGUUGCUCUCUCGCUGCUGCCCUUCUCAGUUCCCUGCCGAUCACAAGAACUGCUAAUGGUUGCAGGACCCCAUUAUACUUCAUGGGGAGCACCACUGCUGGAAAAUGGUGUAUGGCACUGCUGUUUUACAUGGAGCCGAAAAAUCUGCCAUGUAAACAGACAAAAGGCUACUGGAGCCGAUUUGAACUAGUCAUUCGAGGAAGGAAGAGGAGGAGAAGGGAGAGAGAGGUAGUAAUUAUAGAGAAUACAACUAUGAAGAGUAUGAAGAAGGAGAAGAAUCUGAAGAAGAAGAAUCAGAAUCUGAAGAAGAACCUGAAGAAGAAUCUGAAUCUGAAGAAGCUGAAGAAAAAUCUGAAUAAGAAUCUGAAGAAUCAGAAUCUGAAGAAGAAAAAUCAGAAUCUGAAGAAGCUGAAGAAAAAAUUAAAUAAGAAUCUGAAAAAGACGAACCUGAAUAAGAAUCUAAAGAAGAACCAGAAUCUGAAGCUGAAGAAAAAUCUAAAUAAGAAUCUGAAAAAGACGAAUCUGAAGAAUCUGAAAAAGAAUCAAGAAUCAGAAGAAAAAUCUGAAGAAAAAUGAGAAUCUGAAGAAGCUGAAGAACAAAAAUCAGAAUCUGAAGAAGCAGAUAAAUCUAAAUAAGAAUCUGAGGACAAAUCGGAAAAAGACGAAUCUGAAGAAUCAGAAUUUAAAGAAAUAUAAUAUGAAGAAUCUGAAAAAGAAGAAUCUGAAGAAGAAUCUAAAGAAGAGGAAUCUGAAGAAGAAUAACCUGAAGAAGAAUCAGAAUCUGAAGCUGAAGAAGAAAAAUCUGAAUCUGAAGAUGAAUCUAAAGACGAUUCUGAAGAAGAAUCUGAAUAAUCUGAAGAAGAGGAAUCUGAAGAAGAUUAGUCUGAAGAAUAAUCUGAAGAAAAUGAUAAAACUGAAGAAGAAAAAUCUGAAGAAUCUGAAAAUAAUCAGAAUCUGAAGAAGAAUCAGAAUCUGAUGUAGAAAAAUCAGAAGCUGAAGAAAAAUCUGAAGAAGAAUCUGAAGAUGCAUCUGAAAGAAUAAUCUGAAGAAUAUUCUGAAUAAGAAUCAGAACCUGAAGAAGAAUCUGAUGAAGAAUCUGAAGAAUCAUCUGAUGAAUCUGAACAAUAAGAAUCUGAAAAAAAGAGUCUGAAGAAGGAACUGAAGAUGAAGAAUCUGAAGCAGAAGGAUCUGAUGAAGAAUCUGAAGAACCUGAACAAUUUGAAGAAGAAGAAUCUGAUUAAGAAUCUGAAGAAACUGAUGAAGAAACUGAAGAAUCUAAAGAAGAAUCUGAAAAAGAUUCUGAAAAAUAUGAAUAAGAAAAUCCUGAAGAAGCUGAUUAAGAAGAAUCUGAAUUAUAAUUAGAACCUGAAUAAGAAUCUGAAGAAUCCAAAGAAGAAUCUGAAGAAGAAUCUUAAGAAUCUGAUUAAAAAGAAUCAAAAGAAGAAUAUGAAGAAUAAUAUGAAUAAUUUGAAGAGCAAUCUGAAGAAGAAUCAGAAUUUGAAGAAGAAUCUGAAUAAUCUGAAGAGGACUAUGAAGAAAAAAAAUAAUCUGAAGAAUAACCUCAAAAAGAAGAAUGUGAUGAAGAAUCUGAAGAACAAUCUGAUGAAGAAUCUGAAGAAUCAUCUGAAUAAUCUGAACAAGAACAAUCUGAAAAAGAAGAGUCUGAAGAAUCAGAAGAAGGAUCUGAAGAUGAAGAAUCUGAAGCAGAAGGAUCUGAUGAAGAAUCUGAAGAACAAGAAUCUGAUUAAGAAACUGAAGAAUCUGAAUAAGAAAAAUCUGAAGAAUAUGAUUAAGAACAAGAAUCUGAAUAAUAAUACGAACCUGAAGAAGAAUCUGAAGAAUCCAAAGAAAAAUCUGAAGAAGAAUUUUAAGAAUCUGAUUAAAAAGAAGAAUCUGAAGGAGAAUAUGAAUAAUUUGAAGAGGAAUCUGAAGAAGUAGAAUCUGAAGAACCUGAAGAAUCUAAAGAAUAAUCUGAAUAAUCUGAAGGAAAAUCUGAUGAAGAAGAAUCUGAAGAAGAAUCUGAAGAAGAAGAAUCUGAAUAAAAAUAAUCUGAAUUAGAAUAACCUGAAGAAUCAGAAUCUGAAGAAAAAUCUGAAGAAUCUGAAAAAUGUGAAGAAGAAUCUGAAGAGGAAUUUGAAGAAUAAUCUGAAUAAGAAGAAUCUGAAUUAGAAGAAUCAGAUGAAGAAUCUGAAGAAAAAUCAGAAUAUGAAAAAUAAUCUGAAGAAGAAUCCAAAUAAUCUGAAGAAGAAACAGAAUUUGAAGAAGAAUCUGAUGAAGAAUCUGAAGAAUUUGAGUAAAAAUCUGAAGAACAUUCUGAUGAAAAAUAAGAUUCUGAAGAACAGUCUGAUAAAGAAUCUGAUGAAGAAGAAUCUGAUGAAAAAGAUGAUUCUGAAGAAGAAUCUGAAGAAUCUAAAAAGAAGAAUCUAAAGAAGAGGAAUUUGAAGAUGAAGAAUCUAAAGAAGAACCUGAAGAAGAUUCUGAAGAAUCUGAAGAAGAGGAAUUUGAAGAUGAAGAAUCUAAAGAAGAACCUGAAGAAGAUUCUGAAGAAUAUGAAGAAGAAUCUGAAAAAGAAGAAUCUGAAGAAGACUCCGAAUAAGAAGAAUCUGAAGAAGAAUCAGAAACUGAAUAAUCUGAAUAAUAAUCUGAAGAAUAAUAAUCUGAAGAAUCUGAAGAAUCAGAAUCUAAAGAAUCAAGAAUCUGAUGAAGAAUCUUAAUAAUCUGAAGAAGCUGAUGAAGAAUCUGAGGAAGAAUCUGAAGAAUCUGAAUAAGAAUCAGAAUCUGAAGAAUAAUAUUCCAAAGAAUUUGAAGAAGAAUACGAAGAAUCUGAAGAAGAACCUGUAGAAUCUGAAGAAGAGUCUGUAGGAGAAUAUUUCAAAGAAUCUUAAGAAUAAUAUUAUGAAGAAUCUGAUGAAGAAGAAUCUUAAGAAUCUGGUGAAAAAGAAUAAUCUGAAGAAUCUAAAAAGAAUAAUCUGAAUAAGAAGAAUUUUAUGAAAAUGAUAAAGAAUCUAAAGAAGAAUCUGAAGAACCUGUAGAAGAAUCUGAAUAAUAAUUUGAAGAAUCUGAAGAAACUGAUGAAGAAUCUGAAGAAUCAGAAUCUGAAAAAUCUGAAGAAGAAUCAGAAUCUGAAGAAGAAUCUGAAGAAGAAUUUGAAUAAUCUGAAAAAAAGAAUCUGAACAAUCUGAAGAAUAAUCUGAAGAAUUUUAAUAAUCUGAAGAAGAAUCUAAAGAAGAAUCAGAAUCUGAAGAAUCUGAUGAAGAAUCUUAAGAAUAAUCUGAAGAAUUGAAGAAGAAUCUGAAGAAGAUUCUGAAGAAGAACCUGAAGAAUCCAAAAGAAGAAUCUGUAGAAAAAUCUGAAGAUGAAGAAUCUGAAGAAUAAUAUUCCAAAGAAUCUGAAGAAAAUUCUGAAGAACCUGAUGAAGAAUCUGAAUAAUUUGAAGAAGAAUCUGAAGAAUAAUAUUCCAAAGAAUCUGAAGAAAAUUCUGAAGAACCUGAAGAAUCUGAUGAAGAAUCUGAAUAAUUUGAAGAAGAAUCUGAAGAUAAAAAAUCUGAAGAAGAUUUUAAAGAAGAUUCUGAAGAAUCUGAUGAAGAAUCUUAAGAAUCUGAAAAAUAACCUGAAGAAUCUGUAGAAAAAUCUGAAGAAUAAUAUUCCAAAGAAUCUGAAGAAGAUUCUGAAAUCUUGAAGAAUCUGAUGAAGAAUCUGAAGAAUUUGAAGAAGAAUCUGAAGAUGAAGAAGAUUUUAAAGAAGAUUUUGAAGAAUCUGAUGAAGAAUCUUAAGAAUCUGAAAAAUAACCUGAAGAAUCUGUAGAAAAAUCUGAAGAAUAAUAUUCCAAAGAAUCUGAAGAAGAUUCUGAAAUCUUGAAGAAUCUGAUGAAGAAUCUGAAGAAUUUGAAGAAGAAUCUGAAGAUGAAGAAGAUUUUAAAGAAGAUUUUGAAGAAUCUGAAGAAGAACCUGAAGAAUCUGUAGAAAAAUCUGAAGAUGAAGAAUCUGAAGGAUAAUAUUCCAAAGAAUCUGAAGAAUAAUAUUCCAAAGAAUCUGAAGAAGAUUCUGAAGAACCUGAAGAAGAAUCUGAAGAAAAUAAUAUGAAGAAGAAUAUGAAAAAUCUGAAGAAGAAGAAUCUAAAGGAGAGUCUGAAGAAGACGACUGUGGAGGUGAGGGCGUGGUCGAGCGCCCAUCUGGGGAUAGAGGAAGUGGUAAUGAUUUCCAUCUGAGAUGAAUUGUGACUAAUUACCAUCUCUACGUUUGCAGUGAGAGUCAGGGUGAUAAAAGACAGCCAGUCCACAGAGAGAGGGAGAGACAGACCAGAGUCUUCAUGUCUGUUCAGAGAGAGAGAGAGAGAGAGAGAGAGAGAGAGAGAGCUUCCUCCUUUAUCUGCCCAACCCGAACCUUUAUCACAAAGAUGAAUAUGAAGAAGAAGAAGAAUCUAAAGAAGAAGAACCCAAAGAAGACUCAGAAGGAGAACCUGAAGAAGAAGAACCAGAAGAAGAAGACUCUGAAGAAGAGGAACACCUGGGAUACAAUUAGGAUAAAGUACAGGAAGACAGACAUAAGAGGUAGACAAAAAUUCAAAAUAAGAGUCUCUUCAAACUAAGAGUCCUUGGGGAAAACAUAAGAAUAACGUGACAUUACCCUGAUGUGUUUUGUAUUUGUGUGGGUAACACUCUACACGUGUCUAUUGGUCAUUGCCCUGGAAGGGCCAGUCUUAAUGAACUUUAAAUCAUCAUGUGGCCUUCUGUUGUUAUAGCAUGUAACAAAACAUUUUAAAGUGAAAAGCAGAUUUUUGUAGUUCCAGAAGGGGGUAUAUACAUCUAAUAAUAUGAACAGAUGUUAACUAAAAUAUACAGUCAUCAAAAUGACACACUGUGAUGCCUGAAACAUGGAAACCACAGCUGCUAGAAUUUAACAGGAAAAAAAGAAAAAAGGUGUACAGUGUAUAAUAAAUAUCAGCUUUCUUGGGAUGGCACUUGUCUAAUCAAAUUAGAGUACCAGAAGUAACUUUUGUAUAAAUUUACUGUUCUACUAUGUUCUAUGUUCAAAUACUCUGUAUUUGAUUUCACUCAAUGAUAUAAGUCUUGUGAGACAAACCUUUGAAAUUUAUUUUCUAGUUGCAAAUAAUUGAUCACCUAAGCCUCUGGCAUGGGUUAAUCAAGUGACUCCCAAACCAGAAGAAAUGCAAAAUGACACUAGUAAUGCGGUCUCAUUUUCCUAAUCUUCUUGGAUGGAUUCAGGCCAUGAUUUUCAUUUAGUCGAAUAGAGAUAACAAGACUGUCAGCUUGGUUGCAGUUUCCCUUCAAUCUUAGCCUGGAGCUAAUAAUCAGCCUUCAACCCCAAAAAUCUUCAUCAAACAUUCAUUGUGCACUGAAAUAAUUUGGAUACUGAACUUCCAUUCAGUUUUGGGUAAUCCAGGAGCAUAAAAGCAAAUAUGAAUAAUUAGUAGCUUUUUCAAUCAGUCCAUUACCAUUUGACUUAAACUUGCCCAUGUAAUGCUAUUAGUAAUGAUGUGCAAAAUUGACACAAUUUGACCAAUUACUUUCCUGUGACAGAUGGGUUUGGCUCAGAUUCAGAGAAAGCAGAGUGUGACUAUUUAGAAAUUUGGCUGGACAAUCAAAAAACUUUGAGUUUCAGUUUUGGCAUAAUUACUGUGUUUUUGAAAAGUUUCAAAUGCUUCCUAUAAGACAGUGUUUCCCAACCCUGUUCCUGGAGG